GACUAUUUUUUUGGCUACAAAACUAUAUACUAACGGGUAUUUUGUUGAUUUCAAUUGGGUUUAAGUUUAGUAGAAUCGGUAUCCCAUUACCUAUUGGCACAUCCCUGUCCUCUCACUCAUCACAUCGAUAAACAACAGCACUAGCAAUGGGCGGACAGUCGACCAAUUUUUUUCUGAAAAUCAUAAUCAUUGUCCUCAGUCUGGUACUGGCUAUUGUCUGGGCUGUACAGCUAUACGAUCUGUGUGUCCAUUCAAAUUGGCAACCACCGGACAUACUGGCCAUUAUAUUCAUGUCCAUAUCGUUGAUGACAAUUUUGGUUACCAUCUAUGCUGCCUGGUUUGAAAACGCCUCCCUAUGCCAGUCAUGUAUGUAUGUAUUUGGCGUACAGGCCCUCAUACUAUUGGUAAUGCUUAUCAUCCAUAUUGUUGCCUCCGGCAACAAUCGCGGCUAUUAUGUCGGAUCAACUGUUGGUCUGAUCAUUGUCUUAGCACUACUAGCACUGGUACUAUUUUUUUAUGCCAAAAAUAUCGGUUGACAUACCUGUCCUCA
Molecule: messenger RNA, 550 nt
Organism: Oppia nitens
Lineage: Eukaryota; Metazoa; Arthropoda; Arachnida; Sarcoptiformes; Oppiidae
Exons: 3
Coding region: 147-536 (129 amino acids)
Source: RefSeq, a predicted model, not a curated record